AGUCUCGAGUUAUCUCCCCCAGUCAAAAAUCUUACCCGACCUUUAUUGAAUAAUCACUCACGGAUCAACAAGCACUGAUCAGAUCGGCUGAUUUUAAAGCUAUUCAGUGGUUAUAAAUUACAACUGGUACACAGUGGACGACCAAAGGUGUGUGUAGAAACUGGAUUUAUUUUUCACAAUUGGAAGUUUUUACUCUUUAAGGUGUAUUCUUUGUGGUGAUAAAUAUCUGUGCGUUACUUCUAGUUUUUUUUUAACACAAUGGAAGUCAACUUGUUAAAAAAGAAAUUCCUUUGAGGAAAUAAAACUUUACCUGCCUCAGUAUGUCUGACGUCAAAACACGGAAAACAAAAGAAGGACAGGUUAGCCGACUCGUCGACGCAUUCAACUCAGAAUCUCAGGAAGCGAUGGCGCUUACUUCGCAGCCAGAAAGAGAGAAAAGUGACAAGAAAGACAAAAAGAAGAGGAAGACGAGUGACAGAAGAGCUUCAGAGAAACUGUUACCUAACAGCCACAGACACCAGCCUUUGAGAGGUGGUACCGAUCUGAACCACAUCGAUGAUGGAUACAUCAAGCACCGUCGGGACCACCGAAUACGCAGCGUCACGUCAGAGCAGGAAAGGGACAGCUGCUUCCUGUGUCUGCGAAAUGCAUUACAUUGUUAUAAUGUGGUAGUUCUUAUUAUGGGGUGUGGCCUGUUGGGUGUGGGGAUCUGGCUGCUAGUGACAGACUUCAGUGCCCGUGAAAUAACGGUCCUCAUCAGCUCUAGCGAGUUUGAGAUCGGGACGUAUAUGAUUCUGGCCGGUGGUGGCUUAGUGGCGCUCCUGGCCUUCUGUGGCUGCUGUGGAACAAUGAGGGAAGACAGAUGCAUCCUGGGAUUUUAUGGAGUAGUAUUGGCCUUGGUGUUUUUGGCCCUGCUUGCUGGAGGUGCUAUGGCAGCUUUAUUCCGAGACCAUAUAACAGAUGAUAUAAAACAGAAGUUAGAGCAGACACUACAGAACCAGUAUGGAAUGGAUGUCCGUGGAAACACCACCAACAGACUUAUCACGGACGCCUGGGACUCAAUGCAGAGAAAAUUUGAGUGUUGUGGUCCCUAUAGUUUGGAUGAGGACGGAGAGGACCUAAAGGGAACCAAGUCGUGGAACUUUUAUAAAAGCACCAAGUGGUACAUUACCAAAAUACCAAAAUACCCUAUGGUCCCUGAAAGUUGUUGUAUAGAGGGGGGAGACAAACAAAAGUGUCAAGGUCAGACUAUCAUUAAAGGACCCCCAAACUAUGGGCCGGCCAGUUUGCCUAAAAAAUUUGAAUCCCACCUUUACACUGAGGGUUGUUUUGAGAAGGUGUUUCAUUAUUUAGGAGAGUCUGUCCUGAUUCUGGGAGGGGUGGCCUUUGGAGUACCUCUCUUUCUGGUAGUGGGAUCCAUUAUUGCCUUCUGCCUUUGUGCCAGAGUCAAAAAGUCCGACACCAGUUUUGACGAAGAGGAGGACCUCUAAUAAAUAAUCAACGCACCCCCAAAAAUGAACAAUAAAACUGAGGAUCUCAUAUAAUAUAGACCACAAACUGACGGUGUUCCUGUGUCAGUUAGAUUACACUGCCGACUGGGCAGCACGUUACCAUGGUAACAGGACCAGCCUACAUUCCGGCCCAGAUCAGGUCAUACAUUCCAUGGGAUAUUCCAGUCCAUCUAUCACCACCCACUUCAUAUAGACUGUGAAAUCAUAUUGUGUGUUUGAUAAAGGACCAAGGAAGAAAUGGCGUGAUAUGUGUAUGUGUGUGCAGCAAAGAGUGCAAGUCUAUUCAAUGUGUAAAAGGAGGUUAUGAUACAUUGUAUAUAUUUUUACCUUGAUUUUGUUUAUGUAUACAUGAGGGAAGAUUUUGAGGACAACUGUUGUGUGCGAGAGGACAUGUCUGUUUUGUGUUGCUUUGUCUCACCUGGGAUAAAAAUCCCUAAUUCUUGUCACACAUAGAUCCCCCCUGAUCAUUGGUCAAAUCAAAACAAAGUGAUACCAAAGAAAUGAAUCGGUAUCCAGAAUUCUGUUGGAGCUUAGGAUACUUUGUGGCUUACCGUUCCUUGUUAUCUUUUAGCACGCAAAACAUUGUAUAAAUUACGCCAUUGUCAUUUUUUCAUCACAACAAAUUUUAAACCUAAAGAAACCUGAGCAUUUACCAUGAGUGUGUUUUGUAUUAGGUAUAACCUUGUACCUCGAUACAUUUCUAUGAUAAUGAUGAAUCAUGGACCAAUCUCUUUGUGAUUUUCUUCUUUGAUAUUAUGGAGAUAAUUUUGUUAAUUCUAUUUUUUGUGUUGUUGACUGACAUAAAGAUUUGUUUACUUUGUAGUUGAUAUUCCAUAAACAGAGUUUAACUAGACGUACAGGUGCAAUCUGUUUUCAAUUGCUUUUUUUUCCAUUUUGCCUUGUUUAUGUACAAAUGAGAGUUUAUUUCUAAUAGCAUUUGUGAUUGUUUUAAUAAUAAAUUCUUACAAAUAAAAGACCAGAUGGAUAAAUAUUAUAA
Molecule: messenger RNA, 2508 nt
Organism: Saccostrea cuccullata (small rock oyster)
Lineage: Eukaryota; Metazoa; Mollusca; Bivalvia; Ostreida; Ostreidae
Product: tetraspanin-18-like
Exons: 10
Coding region: 321-1490 (389 amino acids)
Cellular component (GO): plasma membrane
Source: RefSeq, a predicted model, not a curated record